AACAACAUAAUGGUACUUCUCAACAUAUGUUCAAUUCGCAAGUUACAGAACCGGAUGCGACACAACAGGCUUCCCUAGACGAGGUACUAAAUGAAGCAGGUGAAGCAGCCUCUCUUAUGUCGUCCUAUCUUACUGCUUACACAACUGCGCCUGAAAUCGAAAUGUUGCCUUCUGCUUCUCCUGAUGGGUACUAUGGAGGCAGUCCACGGUCAGCAUCUGACUCGGUGUUGGCCCAACCACCUCAAGAUCCGCGUCAAGCAGAGAUACAGACGUUAAGGCGCUUGGAUCUACUACUUUCUCAAUCAUUCUUAUUCUAGAUCAUUCUUCUGCCCACAUACAGUAUUUUUAUCGCACUUUGAUAAUCAACAACUACAAACGACCCACGUUUAACUUUUUUGAAAACGUAGUUCUCAAUAAUUAUAUAUAAAUAAUUUUUUUUUUUUUGACGUACGAACAAGGUCAACAACUACAACUUUUUUGGGUUCUCCCCCAACAAGAACAAGAAUCAUCAACGACCUCGCACAUUCCUCGAAUCAGAAGCGGUCCAGCAUCUCUGCUUUCCUCAACACAAAGUGUGGUGGAUCCACAAGAACCUCCCAGACCUAUCAUGUACUACAACCUGGCGUCCUCCAAUGCUGAGGUGACAAGUGGCACAAGUCUCUGGCAGAGUCGAGAGCAAGUGCAGAUCACACCAAGUCUUCUUACGUUUUUUGUUGCUUGCAGAGAAUACCUCCUUGAAAAUCUUCUGACAAUCGAUACAUAUUGGACAAGACGAAGUAGAAGGGACGCAGCUCCUCCGUUUUGUAAUUGUAACCAAAUAGAGGUACUAAAUAAUCUCGAGAGCCUUAGAAUUCCAGAAACGUUCUUUCUAACAAAAAACAAAAAAUAUUUUGCAUCUUGAGAGAACUCAGAGCUCUUUUCCUGAAUAAGGAAAAAGUUUCUGUAGAUGAUCUAGUGCGCCUUCUGCUCUUCAUCCCUUCUGCUCUUCAUCCUCUCUAAGCCAAAGUCCUCGCCGCUCCUUCAAACCACAUUUUCCCCUCGACCACCGAUCUCACGUUCGGUUUCUGAAGGCACGAAAGUCUCCGCAAGCACUACGGCUUCUGCUGCUGGUAGUCUGGGUCU
This is a messenger RNA of Amoebophrya sp. A25, 1122 nucleotides long. Lineage: Eukaryota; Dinophyceae; Syndiniales; Amoebophryaceae. The record is from the annotation of a GenBank genome assembly.